AUGGAACGAGGCCACGCCUUGAAAGAGGCUGUUCUGGAAGGAAAUUCAGACCGAGUAAAACAAUUACUUGCAUUAAAUAUUUAUGAUGUAAAUGAACAAAGUCGUUCUUCGGGGAAGACGGUUCUUCAUAUUGCAGCAAUCCGAGGAUUUUCAGAAAUAAUUGAUAUUUUAUUGACCAUUGGAGGAGCAGACCCCACAAUAACUGACCGAAAUGGUAAUACUCCGCUCCACUGGUGUGGACAUGUCGAAAGUAUUGACCUUUUGGUCAAAUACGGAGCUUCUUUCCAAGUCAGGAAUAAGAUGCGCAAAACUCCAGUCCAGAUGGCCGAAAGACGAGGAGUGUCCUUUGAAGUUUUACACCAUCUGAGAAAAUUAGCAGAAUUAGAGGAUUGUGAUAAUGUCGUGGUCGCCAACACUUCUGAAAGGAAUUAUUAUGGCCAGACCAUUUUCAUGGAUUUUUGUAACAGCGUCGGGUUAAAAGUUUUCACGCUGGUCAUUCUAGUUUUGCUUGUAUGCUCUUUAUAUGUGGCAUACAUGAUCACCGGAUUUGCUUCCACUGAGAAACGUAUCCUUAUUGACUCCACAAGCAGCAGAAUCGAACUUUAG
Molecule: messenger RNA, 606 nt
Organism: Acanthosepion pharaonis
Lineage: Eukaryota; Metazoa; Mollusca; Cephalopoda; Sepiida; Sepiidae
Source: the annotation of a GenBank genome assembly